CUUCAAUCUCAUCUACAAACGUGCUAACCACCCUUACAUCAGCUCUUUCCGGUCUAGAAUACCGCGGCUAUGAUUCCGCCGGCUUAGCCGUGGAUGGUGACGGGAUAAACACAGUCUUGUCUUACAAGGAGGUCGGAAGAGUCGCCCGGCUGAAGCAACUCAUCGAAGAAGAGAAGCCUGAUCUGACCAAGACAUUCGUCUCACAUGCUGGCAUUGCUCAUACGAGAUGGGCAACGCAUGGUACCCCUUCCCGUCUCAACUGUCAUCCUCAUCGAUCUGAUCCAAAGUGGGAGUUUGCUGUGGUGCAUAACGGCAUAGUCACUAAUUACAAGGAGCUGAAGACCCUUCUAACCCUCAAGGGCUCCAAGUUUGAGACAGAGACGGAUACAGAGUGCAUCGCCCAGCUUUUCAAGUACAUACAUGACAACAAUCCCCGCCUCAGCUUUGUUGACCUCGCUAAGACAGUCAUGACUAAGCUCGAAGGAGCCUACGGACUACUGAUCAAGUCGGUACACUACCCACAUGAGCUUCUCGCCGCCCGCAAGGGCUCACCCCUCGUUGUUGGGCUGAAGACUCAGCAACGCAUGAAGGUGGAUUUCGUGGACGUUCAGUACUUCGACGACGGAGCUUUACCUUUGGAGACGCCUUCACACAAUGCGUUCAACAAGGCGGCAUGCAACCAGCCGACAUUCGAUGGCCCCGACCAACCCCUGCUCCACCGCUCACAGUCACGGUCUAUUGGAACGGACGAAGACAAGCCACAACCCGUCGAGAUUUUCGUUUCCUCUGAUCCAGCGACCAUCAUUGAGCAUACAAAGAAAGUCGUGUAUCUUGAGGACAAUGACAUUGCUCACAUCCAUGAUGGCUUUUUGAACAUCCAUCGUCUCAGGGGGGCUGGGGAAGUCGGCGGCUCCGGUGUUCGCAUCAUUCAGACCUUGGAUCUUGAGCUCCAGGAGAUUAUGAAGGGUGAAUUCGACCACUACAUGCAAAAGGAAAUAUUCGAGCAGCCUGAGUCCGUGGUCAAUACCAUGCGAGGCCGCUUGCACCUCGGCUCCGAUGACAAUUUCGUUACUCUCGGUGGCCUCAGAUCCCACAUCGCAACCAUGCGCAAAUGCCGGCGUAUCAUUUUUAUCGCUUGUGGUACAAGCUAUCACUCUUGCAUGGCCGUGCGAGGCGUAUUUGAAGAACUCGUGGAAAUUCCCGUCGCGGUGGAAUUGGCGUCGGAUUUCCUGGAUCGCAAAGCCCACGUCUUUCGAGAUGAUACCUUUGUGUUUGCGUCCCAGUCUGGUGAAACCGCUGAUUCGCUGAUGGCUCUCAAGUAUUGCUUAGAGCGCGGCGCCCUCACCGUCGGGAUCGUUAACGUCGUGGGUUCUAGUAUCUCUUUACUUACCCACUGCGGCGUCCAUGUUAAUGCUGGUCCUGAAAUUGGCGUUGCUUCUACCAAGGCAUACACCUCGCAGUUUGUCGCGAUGGUGAUGUUUGCUUUGUAUCUUGGGGAAGACCGUGUGUCAAAGGCUCAACGCCGUCUCGAGAUCAUGGACGGUCUCGGCAAGAUCUCGGCGCAGAUCAAACAAAUGAUAAGGGACCUUGACCAGCCAAUCAAAAAGCUUUGUGAGAUCUUUUUGAAGGAUAAGAAGUCAUUGCUGCUGCUUGGUCGCGGCAGCCAGUACCCAACCGCUCUUGAGGGCGCUUUGAAGAUCAAGGAAAUAUCCUACCUUCAUUGCGAGGCUGUUAUGACCGGCGAGCUCAAGCAUGGCGUUUUGGCCCUUGUCGAUGGGAAAAUGCCGAUUAUCAUGAUUAUGACAAGAGAUAGGCUGUUUACGAAGAGCCUCACUGCUUACGAACAGCUGGUGGCCCGUGGUGGCAAGCCUAUAAUUAUCUGUCACACCGAUGAUGAGGAAUUCAAGGGAAACAACGUGGCUCGGAAGAUAGAGGUCCCUAAGACGGUGGAUUGCCUACAAGGCAUACUGAAUGUCAUUCCUCUUCAGCUCAUGGCUUACUGGCUGGCUGUCCUGGAGGGCUUGAACGUGGACUUUCCUCGUAACUUAGCUAAGUCUGUUACUGUUGAGUGACGGCAUCGUGCACAAUGGAUCAUUGGGUUGCUAUGACUAGGUAGUGCCGGUAGUAUUUGUGCUAUCCGCCGCCAGCCACAUAGACCUUACUCAGAAGGUCAGAGUGUACAGACGAUAAGUAAGGCUGCGACUCGUAUGGCAAUGAGUCUGGCAAAAGCCCCCUGCCCGCGACCUUGGUGAGGAUUGUUCAGAAACGGACCUUUGCUGCCCGGGGCUUUAUCAUUCUUUAG
Purpureocillium takamizusanense is the source of this 2302-nucleotide messenger RNA. RefSeq names its product Glutamine--fructose-6-phosphate transaminase (isomerizing). The transcript has 3 exons. Gene Ontology annotation, molecular function: carbohydrate derivative binding; L-glutamine:D-fructose-6-phosphate transaminase (isomerizing) activity. Gene Ontology annotation, biological process: protein N-linked glycosylation; fructose 6-phosphate metabolic process; UDP-N-acetylglucosamine metabolic process. Lineage: Eukaryota; Fungi; Ascomycota; Sordariomycetes; Hypocreales; Ophiocordycipitaceae. The record is from RefSeq and is a predicted model, not a curated record. The coding region runs from base 468 to 2072 and encodes 534 amino acids.